This is a messenger RNA of Xenopus laevis (African clawed frog), 1557 nucleotides long. RefSeq lists its product as uncharacterized. NCBI's taxonomy places the organism in Eukaryota, Metazoa, Chordata, Amphibia, Anura, Pipidae. The transcript has 4 exons. The record is from RefSeq and is a predicted model, not a curated record. Bases 199 to 1215 code for a protein of 338 amino acids.
UGCUAGGUUUCUUAUCUAUUGUGCUAUAUUUAGUCCAAGCGGGGGAGGGCUGGGUUAGAAAAAAGGCGCGAAGUUAUAAAGAAAAUCUAGGAAAUACUUUUGUACCAGCAGACUGGGGCGAGAGAGGCGGCUGAUCAGAACUUCUAAGAAGAGAAACGACCAGAUCACCUAGACAGAGAGAUAAACAUUGAAUAGAAGAUGACUGCUAAAGGGAAAAUUGAGAAAAUACUGGCAACACUGGAGAAUCUAUCGAAUAGCAGCUUUACAUCUUUUAGAAGAAAGCUCAACAACUGUGAUUUACCAAAACGACUUGAAAGAAUCCCAUGGAAUAUAUUAGAAGAGGCAGAUCCACCAACCGUGGUUUAUAACAUAAUCAGAUACUACACAACAAAGCAUGGACCACAAAUUGUAAUGAAAGUGCUGAAAGAUAUCAACGAAAGACAGGCCAGUCUAGACUUGGAAACAGAAUUAAACAGAAAAAACUUGAAUUCACGGAGCACAACUCCGAAGCACAAACAUCACAAGGAACAACGACAAACAGAAAAAAAUUCUGAGGGUGCAAACCGUGAUGGGGGUCACUUAAAUGACAGAGCAGUUGGAAAAAGUCAAAUAAGCAGUCGUGGAAGUAAUCUAGAAGUGGGUUUGUUGGAUGCUCCAGGGAUCACAGACCAUACAAGCCAUGCAACUGCACACGCUGAAGAAACCAAUCUUAAUUCCACUCCAGAAAUCAACAUUGGACCUGUCUCGAAAGAAACAUUUUACAGCGUUGGACCUUCAACAGACUCUACCAACAUGUUAAAAGAUGAAAGUUUUUAUAUUCCUGUACAUAACGUGGUAUCCACUGAACAUAAGAACCAGCAAAGAGAAAACAAUGUCAUUCAAAAUAUCAGUAACAAGCCUUUAACAGGCCUUACCAAAAAGCCUAAUAUUAAGCGUAUUCGCCAAAAGGGGAAGCCACUGCAAGACCUUAAACUGCCAGCACUGAAGAAAGGAAAGCGUGAACUUAUAGAGAAACACAGCAAAAACAAGCCACAAUUCUACACCAAACUUUUAUUCCAGCACUUUGUGCAGUAUGAGACAUACGUAACAUGGCACCAAAACACUAACUUUGAUGGAUAUGGAGAUUCUCUCCCCAUUUUGAAGCCUCAAAUGUACACGCUACUAAUAAAUGCAACUGACCUCCUGGAUUUUAUCUCUAAGUACUACUGGGGAUAGUAGCUUGUUGAUAUCGGUAUACAAAAACUAUGAAGGUUUCCCAGCAGCUUCAAUAUUUUCACAAGUAUUGGCUCUUAUCUGGCUGUCCUUACAGACAAGGAAGUAUUUAAUCAAUUGAGAUGUUUGUCACAUCACACAAUACUUGUGGCAGAAAUCGACAGAAAUAAAAGAGUCAGUUUGUAUUAAAACAAAAACUGAGGGUGUAUUUACUGUUCUGAUUAGCCUUAAACCAUUUGAAACCAUUUUAAGUUAAUAGACUAAACCAACACCAUCUUCUACUCACCUCCCCAUUAGAGACAUUUGUCUAGAACAGGGAUCCCCAACCUUUUGAAGCCGUGAGCA